Messenger RNA from Myotis brandtii (Brandt's bat), 846 nucleotides. RefSeq names its product cytotoxic and regulatory T cell molecule (gene CRTAM). The annotation marks the transcript as partial. Gene Ontology annotation, biological process: detection of tumor cell; cell recognition; positive regulation of natural killer cell mediated cytotoxicity directed against tumor cell target. NCBI's taxonomy places the organism in Eukaryota, Metazoa, Chordata, Mammalia, Chiroptera, Vespertilionidae. Gene Ontology annotation, molecular function: signaling receptor binding. The transcript has 8 exons. Gene Ontology annotation, cellular component: plasma membrane. The record is from RefSeq and is a predicted model, not a curated record.
CCCCAUACAGCUUUAAAAAAUAAUAAAUACCAGCUUCUUCAUCACUCCCCCAAUGAGCUCUCCAUCCGCGUGGCCAAUGUGACUCCGCACGACGAAGGCAUGUACACGUGUUUACAUUACAGCCGCUCCGUGAGGACAACAAAGGCGGUGAAAGUGGUGGUGCUGGCAACUCCUCUCAAGUCAACCCUGGAAGCCUCCAUUAUCAGAAUGCAAAACAGGGAAGAGCAGGUGGUACUGACGUGCUCCACGGUGAGGAGCAGGCCCCCCCCACAGAUAACCUGGCAGCUGGGGAACCACACGGAGCUCCCAGAUUUGGUUACUGGUCAAGAGGCGGCCUCAGAUGCCCCGGGGAAAAGCUCUCCGUCCUCACAAGACGCCCCGCAGGCCGCUAGCACUGUUGCAGCGAUGGAAGGUUUUAGUACAUCAGCGACGGACAAAGAAGAGGAAGAACAAACCACUCAAGACCCCGACUUGACCACUGGUGCACAUCCUCAGUAUGACGGGUUGGUGAGGAGGAAAAGCGGCAUACUGCUGCUCACGCUCGUGUCCUUCCUCAUUUUCAUUCUCUUCAUCAUCGUCCAGCUUUUCCUAAUGAAGCUUCGGAAAGCACAUGUGAUCUGGAAGAAAGAAAGUGAAAUUUCAGAAUACACUCUAGAAAGUUACAAAUCGAGGUCAAAUCAUGAAGAAACAUCAUCCCAGGAGAAAUAUGGCCAAACGCCCCGUCCUAAGCGCUGCAUGGACUACAUCACACAGCUGUGCUCAGAAGCGAAAACAAAAGGGAAGGAGCACACGCAGCAGGCGAAGUUAAAGAGAGGACACACGCGUGUGCCAGAGAGCGUCGUGUAG